GAAUGGUAAUGAAAGUAGGUUGGUUUACAUCCAAAUGACUAUUAGACUCUAACCUCUUUGGGAUCUCAUUGUGUACUGAGCUGAAGCAGUAAAAGUGUGUCACACUGCAACAGCUUGGGUGCCCUGCUGGUGGCCUGGACAACUAGGACAGAGAAUUGAAAUUGGGUAAAGCCAGAGGACAGAAAACCAUUGGAAAUCUGUUGUACAAAGCCUGACAUGGUUCACUUGUGCGUGUCCAUUUCAGAAGAUGGUCUCAGGCUCGAGUCGGUACAAAAAGGAUCACCAAAGACUGUGCGAAGUAAGGGAAAGAAAGCGAUUAAUAUGGCUACUCUGCGGCGCCAACCAAGAGCCAGAACAGCUGCAACUCGGCAGGAUCGUGGCUCCUGCUCUUCCACCGCAUCUUGCCCUGUCUUCUCUGGACCAUACAGUGACCAAGAAGAAAACCCACCGCUACGCCGCCAAUCCUCUCCUUUACUACUCAAAGGUUCUCUUUCCAGUCUACACAGCUCUACCAGUCCAAACCCCAAAGGUUCCCUUUCUGACCUCCAGGGGUCUGUUCCUUGCCUCCAAGGAUCAUUGCCACGUCUACAAGGAUCUCUGCCCAGCUUCUGGGGCUCUUUAUCCAGCCUGAGGGGAUCAAUCUCUCGGUUGAAGAGGAGGUCGCUUAGAAGCCUGGACAACUCAAGCCCCAGCCCUAGCCCCAGUGAGAGGAGUACCAGCCCCAGCCUACAGAGCGGCAAUGGAAGCUCCAGUGAUGAUGAUGGCAGUUGGGACACUAAUAGCUGGAGCUCAGGGGCCACCUGCCUGCUACGGACUCCUGUUAAGCAAGAUAGCAAUGAGGCAUCAGGUGAAAAACCUUUCCAUACAGACCAUGCAUCUGCUACUGCCAUGGAUGAGCCUGAAAUCAUUUACCAAAAUCUUAUCUUCUCACAUCCUGCUACUAAAACUGAAAGUAAAGGAGAUUGUGCACCUGAAAGUUCUUCCACAGUGCUAAGGAAAGACGUGGGAACCCAAAGUGUGUCCUCAUCUUGCCUUAGCAAGAAUUCUGCUACAGUCUCAUCCCAUCAGCAAGAUGAGAUGACCAACAACAGGCGAAAGUUCUCGCAGUUUCUGAAUGACGUGACCUGCAGGGUGUUUAAAUCUAAGGGCAGUCCUCCUCAACAACAGUCUACCCUUCGACAUUGCUACCCAUCUCCUCCACCACCGCCAUCAUCAACACCCUUUCAACGAUUACUAACAACCACACUGCAUUCAACACCAGCAAGCCUGCCACCACCGUCUACAUCAGCUACAAACUUGUGGUACACCCAAGCCAGCUCAAACCUCCAGACCAUCAAGGAGUAUGAUUCAAAGGGCAUUACCAGCCCCAUCCACCAGUGGAGCAAGACAUUACCCAGCUGUAAGAUCUUGGAGCCUGGGGAUGUGUUGAGGAAAGUGAAAGGGGAAAGUCACCCAUACCGAGAGCAAAACCUGGAGUUAUGCACAAAGAUCCAAGCGCAACCCCCCACUGGGAGACUUUAUCUGGAGACAGACAUUGACAGUGUGAGGCGACUUGAUGAACUGGUAGCUAAUGACACCCUGGGGAAAGAGAUAAAUGAGAACAUGCCGGAGAAGGUUAUGAAGAGAGAAAAGGAGAGGGAAAACAGGUUUUCAUGGGAGAUAAAUGGGAGAUCAGGGAUGGAAAGAGGCAAGGAGAGGGAGAAGAAAAAAGAGAACCUCUGGGAGAGAGACAGAGGAAUCGAGAAAAGGAAGGAAAAGGAUAACGUAAGAGAGAGGCCUUGCUGGGAGAAAGACAGAAGGAUGGAAAGAGGGAGGGAGAACAGUUAUGAGCCCCCUCCUCCUCCUCCUCCUCAAUCAACUUCCAGUAAAUGGAGUAACACCUGCCCUGUCUUCAGCUGGCCAGAGGGCUUUCCCAGAAUGUCCUACAGAUCUACCUCACUCUCCAGACCUGUUAAUAUCACUGAAUCUGAUGGAGAGAUGCAGCAUGACACGAGCUACUUCCACGACCACAAGGAUGACCUCCGUAAGCGCCUGUCGUACACCACCCACAAAUUAGAGAUGGUGGAGACGGAGUUUGAUUCCACUCGGCAGUACCUCGAGACAGAGCUGCGCCGGGCCCAGGAGGAACUGGAGAAAUUUACAGAGAAACUACGCAGGAUUCAGAGUAGCUAUGCAGCUCUUCAGAGGAUCAACCAGGAUUUGGAGGACAAGAUGCACAGGACGUCCCAGCACCAUGAAGAGGAAAAGAGAGCCCUCAGCCGGGAAAUCCUCCUCCUCAACAAUCACCUCAUGGAGGCGAAGAUCACCAUCAAUAAACUCAGAGAGGACAAUGACCUGUACAGGAAAGACUGCAACCUGGCAGCCCAGCUGCUGCAAUGCUCCAAGUCUCACUACAGAGCACACAAGAUGUCUGAGCUGCCGCUGGACUUGCAGGAACGCAUCAGUUCCCACAUGGAUAAACAUAAUCGGGGUAGCAGCGCCUCCAUAGCAAGGUGCCACUCCAAUUACUCUGAUGCCGUGCCCACAUCCAUAAUUGGCAAGGUCCUGGAAAAGCCCGAACCAGGAAGCAGUUGCCCUGUAACACGCUCACCCAGCCCGCAGCCACAGGAUGGAGACUUUCUUACAGCAACAGGUAGCAAUGAUCACCUGAACCGCCGCAUUUCAUAUAAAACAUCUGACCUGUACUGUAGCGAUACGGCUCUCUACUGCCCUGAGCGAUGGCAAGAUACAGAGCGUAGGCAGAGUGUCGACCUCCACGGCACCGGUCUGCUCCAGCUUGACGCUCAGAACUCCAUUGACAGCAACCCAGAUGAAGAGACCUACCACUCUGAAAGUUUCUCUAACCAUGAGCCUCCAUCCUCAUUCCACCACCACGAUGACUUCGGCACUGGUAGCCUCCCUGCCUCUAGUUCCUACUCUAGCUUCAGUCUUGCAUCAGACGAGAAGGGAGGAGUUAGUGGUGGUGGUUGUGGGCGUACUGCAAGCAGCACCUUAUCCUCUUCACACCAGGGUCUCUAUAUGGAUUGGCGAGAUGGUGGCAGUGGGGACUAUGAGCGCAAAAGCAUGUCUUCUUAUGAUAAAGACAGCCCAAGCUUCCCCAAGUCCCUCAGCAUCCAGCACAUGGUGAUCCCCAGGAGCCCGCAGAAGGGCACCUCACCAGGGUACACAAGAACGGCUUCAUGCUUCAGUGAACCAUACCAUUCCAGCACCCCUCGCCUGGCCUCCUCUCACAGCAUGGGGUCCACAACUGGACUGGGCCAGGCUCGUCGAGGAGCUCUGGACAGCCAAGGUGACAUCCAGGUCCCUGAGGACGACCUAAGCAGCCGCUGGAGACAGCUCAGCGUGGAAGACAUCAACACGUUCGCAUCCUACCCUAAUAUCCCAGGGCGUGUCUCUCCAUACAGUUUCUCUGAGCGCCAUUUUGCUAUGGGACCCUCCAGCAAGGUCAAGGGGUCUCUCUACAGCAGCUUUCAAGAAGGAGAUGACGUCUUCCACAGCCGCGUGCUGGACCAGUGUUUUUCUGUGGGUCCCCCUUCGCCCAACCGCAGUCAGAAACCCAUGGAGCAUCAUAAGCAGGAGAAAACGUCUAUGCUAUAUAGAGCCAAGGAGGACAGUCAGGACUCCGAGUGCAGUUUGUUCCUCUCAGGGAGCUCUAAAGAGAAGGAGAGCGGUGGGGGAGCAACAGCAGCAAGUAGUGCCAAGGACUACGUAAAUCUGAGUGCAGACAGCUCAGCUGAGUCCUUACACCAAAGCUCCCUCGAAGCCUCAAGUCUUCAACACUACCCCAGCCCCAGGCCGAGCGUCCGGCCUCGCCCGAGCUCCAGCUCCGCUCUCAGUGUCGGUCCCGCACUCCCAAAGAAGACCUCUCCAAGAUACCAAAAAUUUGGCAGCACAGGACUGACCAGGAAGGACAGUUUGACCAAGGCACAGCUAUACGGUACGCUGCUGAACUGAGCGGAGACAGAGAGCGCUUCAUUUUAUGCAUGAUGAUGAUGAUGAUUCCUAACUUACUGUACUGUACUGUCUCAAAAAUCCCCAGCAGCAAACACAUACUUGGUGUGAUGGGAUAUUAAGAUGUUGUUGUUUUAUGUAUCUCUUAGCCAAGGCACGUUUCAUGCAGUCUUCAACACUUUUUCUAUUGUAUGUCAUGAUACGGUGUAGCUACCUAAAACCAGCUAUUCAGUAUGUUUUUGUUUCAAUGACAAUGAUGAUAGUUAAAGCCACCGGGAAUUUCUCUAAGAAAUACAACACAGACCCGGCUACAUGAACAUACUGGGCUAUUUCUUUUUUUUUUGGUGUUAAGUACUGUUAGUAAAACCAGCAAAAGACCAUUAAUUCCUGCUCUAAUAAUAAUAUAAUGGACUAAAGCGUGUUGAAUGGGGUGGCUUAAUUAAACAUGUUUGGGAGAAGGAAGGUUAUCCAUUAUAUGGUGACUGCAAGCUGUUUAAAAUAUAUAUUUAUGCUUUAUUUUGUCUUAAACAAAAUACAUGAUAUAUAAUGCAUAUAAAUAAGAUGGAAAAACUAAUUUCCAGCUAAAUUGUUUCUCAUGGGCACAUUAUCUGUAAACGCUACUUACUAACCACUUCAAAAUUGGCUAAACAAGAGAUAUUUAAAAAAAAGUAUUUUACGUAAAUGCUAUGUUAUAUUUAUAGCAAGAGACUCCUGAUAAUAACAAUACGUUGCCAGGUGAACAACAAAAGAAAUGUAUACAUUCAGUAGAAAUGGUUAAAUAGAACUGUGAGAUUUUUAGCUGGGAUUUUUCUUAUUUUUGUAUUAAUAUGAGGCUCCAAAGUAGUUACCCUCAUACCAGGAAACUUGUGAAAUUGCCUUAAUCCUGUUCAGUGGACAGAAUGGUCUCCUUUACAAUAACUGUGUACAUACUGUAUUAUCUUCUGUAUUGUUACUGUACGUAUACACUACUGUUACAGCGUAUGCUCUUCCUGUCAGACAUAACACACACAGGCCAGUUUCUUUAGAAAAGGAUUAAGUCCGUUCUUAGACUGGGGAUAUUUUUCAGUGGAGCUCUCCAUUAAAAUUUGUUUUUAGUUCAAGACUAUGAGGAUUAAUCCCUGUCUAAAAAUCUGGCACACGCAGCCAAAUGUCUACCCCGAUACAAACUCUUAAACCCUGAUAGCACUAGUUGCACAAAACAAAAAGUGCUGGAUCUUCUGGUUUUCAGGAGAGAUUAAUUGUAACAUUCUCCAGGCAAGCUGGCAGUUCUGCAAUGUAUGCUCAAAAAGUUGGACUGAGAAGGGGGUAUGAAACGACUGAUUAAAGACAAACAUGUACAGUGUGUUGUUUUCAAACCAGCAUGCUCAAUUAGGCUAUUUUAGAGAAAACACUGUGCAUGUAUAUAUGCGAACAUAUAAAGUGGCAAAGACAUGCUGUCCUGUUGAUGAAUUCAAAAAAAAUAUAACAAGACUGCCUUAUGUUAAAUAAAGAGUUGCAGAAGGGCUGUCCUGCUGCCCCACAAUCAUGCUACCAUCUGUUCUUGUUACUAGUAUAGAUGGGGGGGGAAAACGUCCCCAUAUAUACUACACUAGAUUUCUAGAUACUAGAAAACAACAAUGUUCUAACGUGUGUGCCCUUUGGCAUGAUAGUUCUUGAAGGAUUUCUUCCUGCCUGCGUAGCUCUACAGAUCUGAGAGGAAUGGCGAAAGGGAUAAGCUAAAUAAUGGGAACUCAGCUUUGCCCUUGAGCAGUCGCGUAUAGAUUUUUCUGGAAGUCCAUGCCUCUACCUCUCCCAUUCCUGCAGAUCUGGGAACUGGCUUAAGGCUGUUUUUUUUUUUUUUUUUUUUUUUUUAAAGAUUUAAAAACUCACUCUUCUUUUUGACCUUGGCAUGUUAUGAAAGUGAAAUUGCACACAUGACACACAAAGUCUCCAAUCAUAUUCUUAUUUGGUACAAUAAACAUCUAAAGGGUUAAAAAGGUUUGGAAUUAAAUGUAAUCAAUGUACAGAGGGAGUAAGAGGAUAUAUUGUAUUUUUGUUGCGGACAUAAUGUAUGAAAAGAAAUAUAGAUACUACAUAUACAAUUGUUAUUACACUUUGACUAUUUUUUAUCCAGUUUCAGUUGAUGUUAUAUUUAUCGAAUGUUUUGACCCUGAAUGAAGAGGCUGAAGCGGUUCUGUCCUGUUCUACCUCCAGCCUUGUUCCAGGAACAACAGGCCAGCUGUUUAAAUGUCAACAUAUUUGUCCGUCUGAUGCAUGGUUAUAUAUUUUUGCUGUAUGUUUAUUUACUUAAUAAAGAUGAGUGUUGGGAAAUACA
This is a messenger RNA of Sander lucioperca (pikeperch), 6265 nucleotides long. RefSeq lists its product as uncharacterized. Gene Ontology annotation, cellular component: synapse. The coding region runs from base 217 to 3954 and encodes 1245 amino acids. The transcript has 7 exons. The record is from RefSeq and is a predicted model, not a curated record. Lineage: Eukaryota; Metazoa; Chordata; Actinopteri; Perciformes; Percidae.